Messenger RNA from Paramuricea clavata, 167 nucleotides. The record is from the annotation of a GenBank genome assembly. Lineage: Eukaryota; Metazoa; Cnidaria; Anthozoa; Malacalcyonacea; Plexauridae.
CGCUGUGGAAACCCAGACGGAUCAGUAGCCAGAUGAAACAAUACAAUGCAGACAUGAGCCAUUGCCAGUAUAUGUUCAGCAAGGGGAAGAAACGGCAAUGGAGCCAUAUAAAGAUUCUUAAAGAUUCUCCUAGGCAGUACGAAUACAUCCUGCAACUUAUAAUGAAG